Messenger RNA from Chinchilla lanigera (long-tailed chinchilla), 8632 nucleotides. RefSeq names its product adducin 2 (beta) (gene Add2). Gene Ontology annotation, cellular component: plasma membrane; postsynaptic density; cytoskeleton. Gene Ontology annotation, molecular function: actin filament binding. Gene Ontology annotation, biological process: barbed-end actin filament capping. The transcript has 16 exons. Bases 489 to 2663 code for a protein of 724 amino acids. NCBI's taxonomy places the organism in Eukaryota, Metazoa, Chordata, Mammalia, Rodentia, Chinchillidae. The record is from RefSeq and is a predicted model, not a curated record.
ACGGCGAGGCGGCCUUUUGUCAGCGCGCACGGCGGGGAGAGCUCUCAUUUCCUCCCCGCCUCCUGCGGGAAAUGGAUUUAAUUCUGGCCGUAGGGCCGUGAGGGGCGCGCGGGAAGGAGAGCCUUUUGUCAAGGAGUGGCAGCUUCCGCGCCGCAGCCCGCACGGAGCGCCCCGCCGUGGGAUCCCGGCCGCUGUGCCUCGCGGGCGGCAGCAUGGGUGGGAAACGCCGCUCUGCACAGUAGCGGGGCGGUCGAUGAGGCGCAUCCCCGGACCCCACGGAAAGCCCCAGCCGACCCGCAGUGGCGCACCGGCGAUGGAGGGGAUGCAGGGCAGGAGUUUCCACCUGGAUGGCUGAGGUUGUGUAGAAGCAGCUGGCAGCCCUGAGAGUGGAGUGCAGGGUGCAGAUCCAGCGCUGAGAGGACAGACCCUUCAAAGAGCCUGGGGUAGCCUCUGGGGUUCUAGGAGCCGAUCGCAGCCCUAACAGGAAAAUGAGUGAAGAGACAGUCCCCGAGGCCGCCUCCCCGCCGCCCCCCCAGGGGCAGCCCUACUUUGACCGCUUCUCUGAGGAGGAUCCGGAGUACCUGCGCCUUCGCAACCGGGCUGCCGACCUGCGGCAGGACUUCAACCUGAUGGAGCAGAAGAAGCGCGUCACCAUGAUCCUGCAGAGCCCCUCUUUCAGGGAGGAGCUGGAAGGCCUUAUCCAGGAGCAGAUGAAGAAGGGCAACAACUCCUCCAACAUCUGGGCCUUGCGGCAGAUUGCGGACUUCAUGGCCAGCACCUCCCACGCAGUCUUCCCAACAUCUUCCAUGAACUUCUCCAUGAUGACACCAAUCAAUGACCUCCACACUGCUGACUCCCUGAACCUGGCCAAGGGAGAGCGGCUCAUGCGAUGCAAGAUCAGCAGUGUCUACCGACUCCUGGACCUCUACGGCUGGGCCCAGUUGAGCGACACCUAUGUCACGUUGAGAGUCAGCAAGGAGCAGGACCACUUCCUGAUAAGCCCUAAGGGAGUUUCCUGCAGUGAAGUCACGGCAUCCAGCCUGAUCAAGGUGAACAUCCUGGGAGAGGUGGUAGAGAAGGGCAGCAGCUGCUUUCCGGUGGACACCACGGGCUUCUGUCUGCACUCAGCCAUCUAUGCAGCCAGGCCAGACGUGCGGUGCGUCAUCCAUCUGCACACACCAGCCACGGCAGCGGUGUCAGCCAUGAAGUGGGGCCUCCUGCCUGUCUCCCACAAUGCCCUGCUGGUGGGGGACAUGGCCUAUUACGACUUCAAUGGGGAAAUGGAGCAGGAAGCCGAUCGUGUCAACCUGCAGAAGUGCCUUGGACCCACCUGCAAGAUCCUGGUGCUAAGAAACCAUGGAGUGGUUGCUCUAGGUGACACCGUAGAGGAGGCAUUUUACAAGGUCUUCCACCUGCAGGCCGCAUGUGAGGUUCAGGUGUCAGCUCUAUCCAGUGCUGGGGGAGUAGAGAACCUCAUUCUCCUGGAGCAGGAGAAGCACCGGCCCCAUGAGGUGGGCUCUGUGCAGUGGGCCGGGAGCACCUUUGGACCCAUGCAGAAGAGCCGGCUAGGCGAGCACGAGUUUGAGGCCCUCAUGAGGAUGCUGGACAACCUGGGAUACAGAACAGGCUACACAUACCGCCACCCCUUUGUCCAGGAGAAAACCAAACACAAAAGUGAGGUAGAGAUCCCAGCCACAGUCACGGCCUUUGUGUUUGAGGAGGAUGGUGCCCCAGUGCCCGCCUUGCGACAGCACGCCCAGAAGCAGCAAAAGGAGAAGACCCGUUGGCUGAACACGCCCAAUACCUACCUGAGGGUCAACGUGGCAGACGAGGUCCAGAGGAGCAUGGGUAGCCCUCGGCCCAAGACCACGUGGAUGAAGGCUGAUGAGGUAGAGAAAUCCAGCAGUGGCAUGCCGAUCCGGAUUGAAAACCCAAACCAAUUUGUGCCUCUCUACACUGACCCUCAAGAAGUGCUGGAAAUGAGGAACAAGAUUCGAGAACAAAACCGACAAGAUGUGAAGUCAGCAGGACCUCAGUCCCAGCUCCUGGCAAGCGUCAUCGCUGAGAAGAGCCGAAGUCCGUCUACAGAGAGCCAGCUGAUGUCCAAGGGUGAUGCGGAUACCAAAGAUGAUUCAGAGGAGACGGUACCCAACCCCUUCAGCCAACUCACUGACCAGGAGCUGGAGGAGUACAAGAAAGAGGUGGAGAGGAAGAAACUAGAACUGGAUGGCGAGAAGGACACUGCCACAGAAGAGCCUGGCUCCCCUGUAAAAUCCGCACCUGCUUCUCCAGCACAGAGUCCAACAAAAACAGAGACGAAGAGCCCCGCAGUCUCUCCUUCCAAGUCCACCGAGGAAGAUGCUGAGAAGACAGAACCAACCAAAGCCACCACCGAGCCUGAGACAGCCCCGCCAGAAGGGGUGGUGGUCAACGGGAAGGAGGAAGAGCAGACGGCAGAGGAAAUCCUCAGCAGAGGCUUGAGCCAGAUGACCACCAACGCUGACACAGAUGUUGAUACCUCCAAGGACAAAACUGAGUCGGUCACCAGCGGCCCCAUGUCCCCAGAGGGCUCACCUUCCAAGUCUCCCUCAAAGAAGAAAAAGAAAUUCCGAACCCCUUCCUUCCUGAAAAAGAGCAAAAAGAAAGAGAAAGUGGAGUCCUGAUUUGUGGUACCCAUGGACUCCCAUCAGCAUCCUCUCCUUCCUCCCUCCCCGUUUCCCAACUCUGUCCCUGGAAGCACGGGGGCAAGGAGGGAAAGAAUAGGAACCUGGAUUACAUUCAGAGGGGGAGCUUAGAGAUCACCCAACCAACCCCUCACUUUACAGUUACCCCAGAGAAAUCAGGUGACUUGCCCAAGGUCACACAGAUAGCGGCGGAGCCUGCACUAGAAUUCAGGUCUGUGGACUCCCAGUCUAGUGCUCUUUCCACUGUACAACACUGCCUAGCUGUGGGCCACCUUUGUUAGGAUGUUGCCCGCCAAUCUGAGCCCAGGGCAAGAAGGUCAGUAAUGGACCAGGAGCUCUCCCAGGCUCAGGCUAAAUCACACAGGUUGAGGCUUCCCCUGAGUAAGGUCCAUCUCUUCCAGGAAUCCCACCUUCUAUGAUGGAGCUAUCUCCACAUUAAGAAAUCUCACUUCUCCUUUCCAUUUUGGGUCCCUGCCCUGCUGCUCAAAGUAACAAGAUAAUUGACCCACCCCCUAUGCUAGAAGUUAAUCUUUAUUCCCAAGGCUGAUGGCUUAGCUUAUGCUUCCCCAAACACUAACCCUGAGCUUUCCUCAUGGAACCUCUUGAAUGAUGGAUGGAAGAGUUGUAAGAGAUGGCUGACAUGAGGGCAACCCGAGUAAGCCUGCUGGCUAGGGAUGGUUUAAUUAACUUAAGAAACCAAGAACUUGAAUGUUUGUAUUGUGCAUCUCAAGCGCUUCAAAACUAAAACCAAAUUUAGCAUAAGAGAAGUUGUCUCAUGCUCAGGGCAGAAAUUUUGGAAAAUUUAAACGCUCUGUUGGCUUUGAGUUGUACAAGGAGGAUCAAAAUAGCACAGGAAAUGCUUUGCUUUUCUAGCUUUGCAUGAUAUAGAACAACACGGCUGUCCCUGCCUCAUUCUUGUCCAGCAGUCAGGUAUCCCCUGACCUUUCCUCAAACCCAGGAGCACUUGCUUGCAGACCAGAACUGGCAUCUUACUCUUGGUAUCUUUACCUUGGCUCCUUUGGAGUUCCAACUCUGAGUCACUCUUGAUCCAACAGAGAAGAAUCAAAAUGAGUUCUUCAGGAUUAAUCCUCCUGCACCAGUGCUCAGAGAAAUGCUGGGGUGUCCCCAGCCCUGUCACUGUCUGUCCAUUCUGGUCCUGGUAAUACCACACCUAUUUUAACUGGCGAUACUUUUCUUUUCACAUUUUUCCAUGGGGCAUUGAUAAAUGAGCAUUGUUGGCUCAUAGAUCAUUGAUUCUCUUUAAAGCAGAGUAUCUUCAGAGAAUAUUCCUUUUUGUCCUGAUUACUGUAAAAAUAUUUUUGAAAAUUCUUAGUCACAGAUUUCCAUUUUUAAGUGCUUACUAUCUGUAGACACUGUGCAGGCUUUAUACACAUUCUAUCUUCAAAUCCGAACAAUGAGCUUGUGAGGUAGAUAAAACUAUGUCUAGUUCAUAUUGAGGAAACUUGACUCCUAAGAGAACUACUGGCUUGGCUUAGAAAGAGCUGGAGUCUGGAUUUGAACCCAGGUCAGUCUGAGUCUUGAGCUCUUGCUUUUAGGUAUGGUGAAUAGACAACUUUUAUCCUCCAGGUGAUUGUUUUAGUCCAUGAACCAAUUCAAAGACUUGUCUCUAGUGCAAGGAGUGGUGUCUCCUGCACUUGGAUAUAGGAAAUUACCUGUGUUCACUCUCAUCAAUGUACCUUAAGCUUCCAGUGAGUGUGGACUGAAGUGAUGCCAGUAUGGACCUUUGACAGAGGACAGCAAGAAACACCAUCCAUCACUGGCUAUUUCUUGAGAAGGAAGGAAACUGACAUGACCAAGGGAAAGCCAAUGCGGAAAACCUAGUGCAGAUUCCUAACUGCUGCCCCAGAGCCCCUCCCUCUGUCCUACUUCCUGGUCGGGUCAUGUCUAAUGAUGGAUGACCCAGGGGCACUGAUGCCUCAGAAAAAUCUGUCCUUAUGGUAAAUGCCUUGAAAAGCCAAUCCUUUGAUGCCUUCUUUAAAAAAGUUAUUUCACAUUUAUUCAUUCAUCCUUUCAUACCAUUAGUUAAGCAUCCACUUUGCAUCACACAUUAGGCUGACACUGGAAAAGCAACCAUUGGAACUAGAAUAAUAAGUGGCAAAUGAUGUUGAGAGAAGGGAGGAAGGAUGUGACCUCUGAUGGAACAUCAUGUGUGAGUGCUUGUUGCUCAGAAAUGAUGUCAGUCAACUCUGUGCUUAACAGGUUCUCUUUAUUCCCUUUAUAACAGUGAGGCUUUGCUUAGGUGAAACUCUUGCAACAUUGCCAGAACAUCAUCCUUGGAAUUUAUGCCAUGAGCCCACCUCAUGUUUACCAAUUUGUUCAUUCCUGUAUACUCAGAAUACCUGCAUGGAGCUUGGGUCAUGGGGCAGGCAGGGGGUGGGACAUGGGGUAAGACAUGAUUCCCGAUGUCAAAAAUUCCAUGAGUAUAGGAGGUCUGUAGACAUAUUUCACAACAGGCAAGGGUGCCAAGGUGGCAUAGGAAAGCAGUGAUUGAUUGUCUUGGGUACCAGAGAAGCCUUUCUGAAAGGAGUGAUGGAUGAGUUAGGUUUUCCAGAACAAAAGAACUAGCAGAGUAUUUCAUAGUGAGGGAAGAAUUCACAAAAGCGUGGAAACAUGCAACUCCAUGGUGUGUUCCACUAGAUGUUAUGGUAUUGCCAGGGUAGAGAGUAUCAGGUAGGGGAUGGUUCUCUUCUCAGGCAGAGCAUAAUGAAUCUUGUAGAAAGUAUAGAGAAGAUAGACUUCAUCGUGUACAGAGUUGGGAACCACAGUCUUGGGUAGAUUUGCACUGUUGAAGAGUCUUUUGUUAGCUGAGUAGGAAAGGGGCUGGAGGUAUGAAAGAUGUGCUGUGGCUUUUCUAACAUGUCAAUACUGACACAGGACUGACAACCUGCCCCAUGCUACAUUGUCCUCUUUAGUAAACAGUGAGUUUCCAGCCCAGGAUUCCUCUCCAUAAAAGUCUUUGUAUAAAGCAUCUUAAGAGACAUUUUCAACAAGAGAGGGAAUUGUUCAAAGUGCUAAUGCUUAGUACACAGUAUCCGGAUUCUGUUUGCUUUGGCGUAGAACUGCUGGGAGGAAGUGUUGGGUCAUUGUAGCGCACUUAGCUCUAGCCUGGAGGGUGUGCACCAAAUGCUACUGAAACACAUCUGCAGGGUGAACAAAACCUUAGGUUAUGGGGGAGAGAGAGAAGAAAGGGCAUUUUCUAUGGCACUGCAUAGAAACUGGCUAAAAAUCUAACAAGCAUCUGAUAAGGAGAAGUUGAAUAUUCAUAAGGUCAGAAUUUAUAGAUAAUGGGCUUAUUCUGAGUCGAACCUCAGUGCUUGGACGCGCACAGAGAAGAGAUAAGAGAAUUUGAAUCAAUCUGCUGCACUGUGAAUGGCCCACAGAGUGGAGGGGUUUCAGAACCUCUUUCCAUGGGCAGGUGGGCAGAAGGAGGGAUGGAGAUGAAGAGGGAUGAAAGAUUUUAGGGAGACAAGCUUGGCUCUGAUGACUUGCAUUAGUAACUGGUAGCCUGUUGUAAUGUUGGAGAACCAUCCACCUCACAUGAUCUUCCCUUCACUGCAAAAGACACUGUGAAACAGACCCAUGCCCCAGUCCAGAGCCUCCCAGCUUGCAUCUGACCCAAGUCACUGUCCUGCUUCAGCCAAGUUGUACACAUGGUAAUGAUGCCCACAAACACUUCGAUAACUAACACGAGGUUCUUCCUCUGUGGACAGCCAAGUUCUUUUCAAAGAACUUGGUAGGGGUAAAUUUGAAUGAGGAGCAGUAGGUUUUUACGGUAAGAACCCCAUUGUAAACCAUUGCCCUGUGCCACCAAACCUCAUAUACUGAGCCUUGAUCCUGUCCCCGUGGGAUAACAAACUCACUCAUGGUAAUGUGGCAGGACAGUUAUUCAGAUACUUGACACUAUUGUAACAAAGGGCCAUUGCUCUUGUCAACAUGGGGGCAAUGCCGUAUAUCCACUUCUUUGGCUGCUGUGGAUUUGAAAGAACCAUUUGCUCAAUGACAUGAUGCACUUCCAAAAGUCUAAAAGAUUAAACAUACGUUUGGACUUUUCCAGGAAGAUGUGCACAAGGAUAGAAAGGCACCUAGCCUAUAUCGUAGCUGGUAACCCAUGUUUGAAUUUUAGGCCCAAGAGUAACCCACUGUUGACUUUGAACAGAUGUGAAAAUAUUUACACCUACUCAUUUUACACACACAGGUCAGCAGGAGCCCUUGGAUGGUCAGCACAUUUGCGUUGACUUGAGGACAGGGGAAACAGGUCUUCUUAUGUCUUUGCUUAUUACCGAGCCCAGCUGAACUCUCAGAGCAUCACAUUCAGAGUCUGAGGAGAAACAAGAAAAUAAAACCAUGAUCUCCAAUCUCACAGAAAAAACAGCACACUCCACAACUCAAAACCUGAAAAGACAUCAUAUGUGUUUCACUCCUGCCUGUCGCAUGGAGGAGCCAUAGUCCCCCAGGAGGCAGGGCGGAGAGUUCAGGUGGGUGUUCUUUAGUGGAGAAGGCACCUGUCAUCAUUUUAUGUAGACAGUUCCAUGGACAAUGUAGGCUUCGUAGGAACACUUAGAAAUAAUCUCCAGGUGGAGAAUGUUCUUAAAAACAUGUAAACAGGGGCUUGCAUUGAUGCAUACUCAGGUGGUAGUAAGUUUUGCAUUGAUGUUUGGUACCACUUUCCUUCAAGGUUUUCCCCAAAGUUGGAUCAUUGCUAUGAGAAAUUGAGGUCUGAAGAUGGAGAAGGAAGAUCAUGAUCAGUGCAGGAGGGAUUGAGGUGCAGCUGGCAAUGGCCUCAGCAUGAGAAGGCACCACUAGUCUUCCUGUGGUCGGGUCCUCAGCUCCUUUCCUAUCUCAGCCCUCUUUCCCAAGGAUCAGGAUGUGCUGGCUGUGCUAGGGUACUUCCCUAGUCUCUAAGAAGAGUAAAGAAGACAUUUCUAGGGCCUACAGGGUAGUGGGAGGAUAGCUAUAGUAUCCCUGUACCCUAAACUCUCUUCCCCACCAGCAAAUCAUCUUGUAUAACUUUCAAAAACCUAAACGCCAGGCAUUUCCUUUUAAAGUGAAUCAGAAAGAGGACAACAGCAGGACCAAGGACAGAGGAGCCACACUUGAAAACAACAUUCCAGUUAUACAGUGGCAAAUAUAUUUUGAGGAGCCCCAUCCCCUCAUUUCAACUCCACCUUUCCUGCUGUAUUGGUGAUUGCUGUAUUGGUUCUGGUCUGCGGGUGACUAUUUGAUGCCCUGGGACUGGUCCACCUUUAAUUCCCGUGAUCUACGACACCCACUGUCCCAGAGUUUGCCUUCUCCAAGGAAGCUGCAAGAUGGGGAGACUAACAGUCCAGAGCCUAGGAUGACCCAGCUGGGGUAUUGGGUAGCAGGAACCCAGUCUAAGUGGAGAAUGCAGUGUUAUCUAAAGCUGUGGAUGGUUUCAGUGAGACGUCUGUGUCUGACAAUCGUCAUGCAAGAGUACUACUUACUGUCUUCCCUUGUACAUACAUUGUCUGUGUUUAGUUUUUCUUAGUAUUGUGAGGUUUUGAAUAGGGGUUCCAUGUAAAUACUCUUUCUGCUACUAAAAUGCCAGCCCCCUGGAUCAUGCACCAUUCCCACAAAUGGUUUUGCCUUUCUCUGUGCUAACACUUUUGAGCCACUGAUGUGCAGAUGGAUGGUUAAUCUCCUGGGCUUUUAUUUUGCAAUUUUAUAUAUAUACACAUAUAUAAUAUAUAUAUUUAUGGGUUGGUUUUGUAUAGUUUUCUGUUUGAAUCUCUGAGCACCAAAGCUGCCCUUUGAUUUUCACAAGAACUUUCCAAAGCCACUUCUUGAGCCCUUUUGCUGCUUUGGUGUCUGACUGUGUUGCUGGGUGGUAUGUCUGCCCGUGGGUUUCUGUAUGUAUGUGCUGUUAUCUCACCUGCAGAAAUUACCCUAGUAAAUCUGACAUGCUUGGC